Molecule: messenger RNA, 690 nt
Organism: Pichia kudriavzevii
Lineage: Eukaryota; Fungi; Ascomycota; Pichiomycetes; Pichiales; Pichiaceae
Exons: 1
Coding region: 1-690 (229 amino acids)
Molecular function (GO): phosphatase activity
Source: RefSeq, a predicted model, not a curated record
AUGCCACAAGCCAUUUUAUUCACCGACUGGGAUGGAACAGUCACCCUUCAGGACUCCAACGAUAUGCUGACAGACAACCUUGGGAUGGGACACCCAGCCCGCAUGGUCCUCAACGACAAGUUAAUUGAAGGAACACUAAACUUCCGUGAUGCAUUCUACGACAUGUUGGCGUCUGUCUCUGACAAUGGUCACUCUUUAGAUAAAUGCAUUGGAUAUCUUCUUGAGCAUGUCCAGUUGGAUCCGGGUUUUAAAGAGACCGUAGUUUGGUGUCAUGAAAAUGACAUCCCUGUAGUUGUGGUUUCUAGUGGAAUGGACCGGGUUAUUAGAGCCCUAUUAAAAAAUCUCAUUGAAGAUGAAAAACUGCAGAAUUCUAUCCAGAUUUAUUCAAAUAGUGUCGAAACUGAUGGUGAUGAAUGGAGAAUAAUUUACAAGGACCAUUCAAGCUUUGGACACGAUAAACAUCAGAGCAUUGAGCAUGCAACUGCAAAGGCCGGUGAUGUUCCUUCAGGUAAGAGAUUUUACUGUGGCGAUGGUGUAAGUGAUGUAAGUGCAGCUAGAAGUUGUGAUUUAUUAUUUGCCAAGAGUGGCAAGGACUUGGUUAAUAUUUGCAGACGUGAUAAUAUUAACUAUAUUGAAUUCAACAGUUUCCAAGACAUUCUAGCUCAUAUCAAAAAGGUAGUUUCUACAUAA